UGAAUUCCUCUUGAUUGAGUCGCAAGGAAUCGGUCCGUCAUCAAUACCGCGAUGGUACAUGCCCAAUCUCUGGUUUUCUGCGCAUGAAAAACAAAAACAGAGGCGGAAAAGAAGAUUAUCCCCAACGAUACUUUUUCCUGAUUUCGUGUUAGGAGUAGGAUCUCUUUUCAAAUACUACAUACAACACCGAAGAUCUGUCUCGGAUCACCCACUGCUACAGCACAGAAACUGAUAUUCCUACCUUGCAUGAUAGGAGAAAGCAUCUUCUCAAAAUUAUCUACUACGUUUUUUUCUAGUACUGAAGUUUGAAAACCCAAAAAGCUACCAGAACAAAUCUCAUCUGUUAAUACAACAGACACAUCGUCUACCCCACUGAAGAAUUUCUUUCGAAAAAUAAACCACAAAAAGGACUGCAACUUCCGCCCCGUGUAACUAAACAAAAAACAGCUUUCCAGCAAGACAGCACAGGAAAGUAUGGUGCUGCACGACAAGACGCACUGGAUCGAGGAUAAGCCCUGGUUCAAGCGCAAGGAACGGAACUCGCAAGACGUCAAAUCGAGUCGGCGCGCACCGCCGAAGAAAGAUGGGCACGGCGGAGGCCACACCUGGUACGGCUAUUUUUCUGAACUGAUACGUUUUCAAGACAGUGUUUUUCAAGUAGAAUUUGAAUUUGCACUGUACUUGUUACUCUGUCGCAGCCACGCAGUAGUUGUAAGUAGGUAGCAAGGAAUGGCGCUUUUAUUCCCUACAGGUCUGGUCCGGAGGAAGAUGCUAUUCCGGAAGGAUUCUUGCCGCACGCGGCGGAUCAGCAGCUGGAAAGCAGCAUCGUGAAGGAGCUCAGCAGUGGGACAUCCAGCACGCAAUCCUCGCGGAAAGGUACUGCACUGCGUGCGUUUAUUUUCAUAUCAAAACGAUGGGAAAUUUGAAUUUCAGGGCUUUUAUACCCGUGGAAAAAAAAAUGUGUUCCAAUAAACUAUGCACAGGUUCGUUCGAGAUGGAUGAUUUUCAUUUCGAUCUGAACGAUUUCCCCGCGCUGGGUCGUACUGUCCCGAAAUCUCCGAGUCGGCGCAAAGCGGAGGACACCUGGGCGACAAACGUGAUGAAAGACAUGGAUCUGAAGAUCUAAACAAUUUGUCAUGUAAAGAGUAAGUACAUGUUUAUCUUUAUGUUUAUGUUUUUUCACUACAUUGCAUCAACAAGCCUCUGUAUUUCGACCAUGUUUUUGUUGUGAAAACUUUGCAAACGACUUUCUAAACCGAUAAUAAAUUGUCACAAGCUGAGACCGCGUACCUUCCUACAGCUCUUUGUGCAGCGACAGAAAUGAAAAAGAUGACAGCAUCGAAGUUUCGAACCAUGAAGGCAUCGAUCCUUGCACCAAACUGUUACUUGAAGCAGACCUGGAAGUGGUACUCUAGAGCUGUCGUGUACCACUGCUGUCGUGGAAAGCACACACGAAGAAGAUGACACAUAAGAGUAUGCGAUUGGUCGAAGAACGAAGAACAUUUGAUCAGAAUAUUGUAUCACCCUCUCAUGCCAAAGCAAAGCAGCUCCUGCGCGCUUUGGUUCUUCGAAAUGUUACCCACUACAUCACUGAGUUACAUUUACACUCUCUGACUUAGUGUUAGUUUUGGCCCUUUUGGAACUGAAUUUUUAAGAAAAUCCGCAAUAGCCUAGAGGAUUCAGGUGGACUGAGGAGUAGUACUCCAGCAUCGCUGGAGCUUUGCAACGAAUGCAAGUCCACCCAGAUGAGUCAAAGGUGAAAGGAUCAGAAAUUAGCCCGAAUCGUGUGUCCGUUACGGUUGACUAAUAUUCAUGCUUAGCGAACCAGGUACGGUGGAGUCUUCGCCUCUAAUGAGUUUUGGAGAGUUGCAGUCACACAUGCCUCGAAAGUUGAAGCUGAAACGCCGGUCGCGUAACAGUUUGGCGAGAUGAAAUUUUGAAGCUUCAAUCACUGAAGCAGAUGAUCUCUUGAUCAGAAUUUAUCGAAUAUAUAGCUUAAUGUCUGACUGUAGGCGUAGUAAGCGCCCGGAAGUGGCACUGCUAAUAUCAGAUGAAA
This is a messenger RNA of Amoebophrya sp. A120, 2056 nucleotides long. NCBI's taxonomy places the organism in Eukaryota, Dinophyceae, Syndiniales, Amoebophryaceae. The record is from the annotation of a GenBank genome assembly.